Messenger RNA from Acanthoscelides obtectus, 978 nucleotides. Lineage: Eukaryota; Metazoa; Arthropoda; Insecta; Coleoptera; Chrysomelidae. The record is from the annotation of a GenBank genome assembly.
AUGCAUUGUGACAAGACCUUUUGGAUAGAUCUGCGCGAAGAUAAACCUGUGUGCAGGGCUGACCAGAAAAGAGUUUAUGGGGUAGCAAGACAUGAACGAGUGAACAUAUUGUGUGAGGUUGAUGCAUAUCCGCCACCAGAUAGCUUCAAAUGGACUUUCAACAACUCGGAAGAAACUACGGAUGUCUCGUCUGCCAGGUACCACUCCGGAGGUCAACAUUUCAUUUCAACUUUAACGUAUACUCCAGUGUCAGAGUUGGACUAUGGUUCAGUAAUGUGUUGGGCUAACAACUUGCCAGGGAAACAAGUGGAAGCAUGUAUGUACCAUAUCAUACCAGCAGGCAAGCCUGACCCGCCCCAUAACUGCACUGUCAUGAACAUGACCAAUGACUCCUUGGAAGUUUCGUGCAGUGACGGAUUUGACGGCGGGCAGCCACAAUACUUUUUACUGGAAGUGUACGAUUCGAGCACAGGCGUGCUACAAGCAAACGUGUCAUCCAAGUUUCCGGAAUUCAUUGUCAGUGGGCUGGAUCCGGGAAAGUCAUUGAAGAUGACCGUAUAUGCAGCGAAUGGUAAAGGACGCAGUGAAUCUGUGAUGCUGGAAGGAUUUACGCUGAAUGUAGCAGAAAAGCAGUCAGUACUAUCAUUGGACACAAGAGACCGAAUGGACAUUGCUCCAAUCCUCGGCAUCCUCGUGGGUAUUGUGACUGCCCUACUGCUUGUAGCUGUGGUAACCCUUGGGGCACUGAAAAUUCGGGCAGCGAGAGGCAGCUCAUCUAGGAUGCUGAGGCCAGGUUUCCUGCCCGUCAAAGAUAAGGCAAAUGCAUCCUUACGGUCUGACUCCGACUUUGAAAAAGAUGACAAAAAUCCGGAUAUAAUACCCAGCAACAAAGGUGAGUGUAUUUUUUUCUGUAAUCUUGGUAGAUGGACUCGAAUUACUAUGGAUAGCAAUAGGUAUUUACGAACGGAAAUCAAAUGA